AUCAAAUCCAGACAAAGAUAUGGACGUUCAGGACGGUGAUGACCAGGGCGGUUCUGGUGGCCUGGCCCAGUCUCGGUCCAGACGGGAGAAGAGGGAGAAGGUGGGGAGGAAGUCUGCACUGGAGCAGCUGAAGAAAGCCAAGAUGGGCCAGAAGAUCAAGUAUGAGGUUGAGGAACUUGCCAGCGUAUAUGAGGAGGUAGAUGAGGUGCAGUACUCUAAGAUGGUACGAGAGAGGCAGGAGGACGACUGGAUCAUUGAUGAUGAUGGAACGGGAUAUGUGGAGGACGGGAGAGAAAUCUUUGAUGAUGAUUUAGAUGACGAUGUGGUUGAAAAGAAAGGAAAGGGCGGCGCUAAAGGAGGAGAUUCAAGGAAAACUGUCAAAAAAUCCGUUGUCUCCAAACCCAACACCAUUAAGAGUCUGUUCAUGAACAGCAACGUGAAGAGGCCUGCGGAGAAAGAUGUCGAUUUGUCCAAAGACGACUUGCUGGGGGAUAUUUUACAGGACCUGCACGCUGAGAAACCAUCCGCCCUCACUCCUCCACCUGUGGUCACGCUAAAGAAAAAGAAGUCUGUGGCGUCGCCCAUGAAUCCCUUUUCCAUCAAGCCGCAGAUUUCAAAGCAGGAGCCGCCUGCAGCUACUGGGUUCAAGGCUAAAGGUGUCCGACCGCCGCCUUCAGAUCCCACCCCCAGACCGUCGACCCGCCCUCGCCCCUCCGUGUCUGAUGGUCCUCUGGAAGAGCGCGGCACAAAGCUGGAGGAGCCGACGAAAGCAGAAGAACAUGACUCCAUGGCGUUGGAGGAGGUGGACUUCGAUGAGCCAAUGGAGGUCGAUCCGGAGGAGGAUAAACAUGGAGUUAAAGAAGACGCCGAGUCAGCGCCUGAAGCGGUGACCGCAGUUCAGAAGGAGCCCGCAGUGAAACCCCAAGAUCCUGCUCCAUGGUCCAGCGGGGUUGGAGGUUCUUGGGGACAAGACGAGGAGAGCGGAGUCUGUGAAGCUCCUGCGGAGGUGCAGGUCGACUCCAGCCAGCUCCCGCUGGUGGAGGACGCCGACAGGGAGCAGGUCUUCCGCUUUUACUGGUUGGAUGCUUUUGAGGACCCGUACAUCCAACCAGGUGUGGUGUACCUGUUUGGCAAAGUGUGGAUCGAGUCGGCAAAGUUUCACGUCAGCUGCUGCGUCGCUGUCAAGAACAUUGAACGCACCAUGUACCUUCUCCCUCGUGAAUACAAAACCAACCCAAAGACUGGGGAGGUGUCGGACACGCCUGUGAGCAUGAUGGAUGUUUACCAGGAGUUCGACCAGCUCUCUGAGAAGUUCAGGAUCAUGAAGUUCAAGUCUAAGGUUUUGGAGAGAAACUACGCUUUUGAAAUUCCCGAUGUGCCCAGUCAGUGCGAUUACCUGGAAGUCAGAUACAGUGCUGAGUUCCCGGCGCUGCCCUCGGACCUGAGAGGAGAAACGUUUUCCCACAUUUUUGGAACGAACACCUCGAGUCUGGAGCACCUCCUUCUCAGCAGGAAGAUUAAAGGUCCCUGCUGGUUGGAUGUUAAAACGCCACAGCUGACGAGCCAGCCGGUCAGCUGGUGCAAGGUGGAGGCUCUGGCUCUGAGAAGUGACCUGGUCAGUGUGGUUAAAGACCUGCCGCCCCCGCCCCUCACCGUCAUGUCCAUCAGCCUGAAGACCGUUCAGAACCCCAAGACGCACCAGAACGAGGUCGUCUCUUUAGCUGCUCUUGUCCAUUAUCAGUUCCACAUGGACAAAGCUCCUCCUCAGCCUCCGUACCAAACUCAUUUUUGUGUUAUCAGUAAACCAGCUGACUGCAUCUUCCCGUACGACUUUAAAGAAGCUGUGAGGAAGAAGAAUGGGAGGGUGGAGAUGGCGUCCGCCGAGCGGACUCUGCUCGGCUUCUUUCUGGCCAAGAUGCACAAAGUGGACCCGGAUGUUCUGGUGGGCUGGUUGGUGUGUGAGGACCAGGCCUGUCAGAACAGAACCAGGCGUUUGCCCAUCGCCUUCUCCCAGCACGGACCCAUCUGCCCGGCCUGCAGCCGAGCUUCUCUCAGACCCGAGUACUCUGAGAAGGCCCUGUACAACCAGCUGUGCUUCUACAGAUUCAUCUUUGACUGGGAACACGCGCUCAACAAAGUACUAACACCCGAAGAAAGAAAUCUAGUCUCCAAACAACCACCUGAGCUGUACCAGAAGCUAAAAGACGUUCUGGACAAAGCUUUGGCCACCAGCAGCUACUCCGACGUUAACCUGGCCAAACUCUUCCAGGCUUUCUCCUCCCUCAAAUAA
Nematolebias whitei (Rio pearlfish) is the source of this 2290-nucleotide messenger RNA. RefSeq names its product DNA polymerase alpha catalytic subunit-like. Lineage: Eukaryota; Metazoa; Chordata; Actinopteri; Cyprinodontiformes; Rivulidae. Gene Ontology annotation, biological process: lagging strand elongation; mitotic DNA replication initiation; DNA replication. Gene Ontology annotation, molecular function: pyrimidine nucleotide binding; chromatin binding; DNA-directed DNA polymerase activity. The transcript is spliced from 21 exons. The coding region runs from base 20 to 2290 and encodes 756 amino acids. Gene Ontology annotation, cellular component: alpha DNA polymerase:primase complex. The record is from RefSeq and is a predicted model, not a curated record.